Malus domestica (apple) is the source of this 849-nucleotide messenger RNA. Its product is annotated as protein SRC2. The record is from RefSeq and is a predicted model, not a curated record. Gene Ontology annotation, biological process: defense response. NCBI's taxonomy places the organism in Eukaryota, Viridiplantae, Streptophyta, Magnoliopsida, Rosales, Rosaceae.
AUGGAUUGCAGGCCUCUGGAGGUAAUCAUCGACUCGGCCAACGACAUCAAGGAUGUCAACCUCUUCUCCAAGAUGGACGUCUACGCCGCCGUUUCGGUCGCCGGCGACCCGCGCAACAAGAAGCAGAAGAACAAAACCCCCGUCGUCAAGGACGGAGGCACCAACCCCAAGUGGACCAGCUACCCCAUCAGGUUCACCGUCGACGAAGCCGCCCUCCUCAACAACCGCCUCACCCUCAACAUCAAGCUCGUCUCCGAACGCACUUUGGGAGACACCAAGAUCGGCAAGGUCAAGAUCCCGCUCAAGGAGCUACUAGACACCAUGAGCGGCGGCGAUGAUCAGAAGAAGCAGAUCAAGCACGUCAGCUACGGCCUCCGAUCGUCGAGCGGAAGGCCCAAGGGGACCGUCAAUUUCGGGUACAAAUUCGGUGACAAGUUUUCGGUUCCGGUUCCAGUGCAGAGGAAAGUCCACGAGCCCGUGAUGGCAUACCCGACCGGACAGCCCGGGUCAAGCUCCGGGUACCCGCCCGCGGGUGCCUACCCACCUGCCCAAGCUUACCCAUACCCGCCACCGCCUCAUCAGCAACCGGGUUACGCGUACGCUCCACCGCCACAAGCCGGGUACGGAUACCCGCCUCAGCCGGGGUACGGAUACCCGCCGCAGCAAGUUGUGCACCCGCAGAAGCCUAAGAGGGGCGGAGGAGGGAACAUGGCGAUGGGUGUGGGAGCUGGGUUGCUGGGUGGAUUGUUGAUCGGGGAUAUGAUUGGGGAUGUCGGUGAGAUGGGCGCUUACGAUGCUGGGUACGAUGCUGGGGUCGGUGAUGACUUUGGUGGUGGCUUUGAUUUCUAG